AUGAAAAACCUCACCACAUUAACUGAAUUCAUCCUGUUGGGUUUGACAGAUGUUCCUGAAUUUCAGGUUGUACUUUUCCUCUUUCUCUUUUUCACCUACCUGUUUAGCAUUAUUGGCAACUUGACCAUCAUCAUCCUCACACUGUUGGAUUCCCAUCUCCAGACCCCUAUGUAUUUUUUCCUUCGGAAUUUUUCCAUCUUAGAAAUUUUCUUCACAUCUGUUUUUACUCCCAGACUGCUAUUCAGUAUCUCAACAGGAAACAAAACCAUCAGUUUUAUUGGCUGCUUUCUUCAGUACUUUUUUGCCAUAUUUCUGGGGGCCACUGAGUUUUACCUCCUUGCUGCUAUGUCCUAUGACCGGUAUGUUGCCAUCUGCAAGCCUCUACAUUACACAACCAUCAUGAGCAGCAAAGUCUGCAUCCUGUUAAUUCUCUGUACUUGGCUGGCUGGCUUAUUCAUUUCUGGUUUAGCAAUUUUCAUGGCAGGUCAGCUGAAUUUCUGUUCACUCAAUACCAUGGAUCAUUAUUACUGUGACACUGCUCCACUUUUGAAGCUUUCCUGUUCAGACACGGGAGUGACAGAGCUAGUGGAUACUCUCUUAGCUUCAUUAACACUUCUGGUCACACUAGGGCUAGUCCUUGUUUCCUAUACAAACAUCAUCCAAACAAUUCUUAGAUUUCCUUCUGCUCAACAAAGGAAAAAGGCCUUUUCUACUUGUUCCUCCCACAUGAUUGUCAUCUCUCUCUCUUAUGGCAGCUGCAUGUUUAUGUAUAUUAAUCUCUCAGCAAAAGAUGUCAGCUUCCAUAAGGGUGUAGGUAUCCUCCAAACCUCAGUUGCUCCCCUGCUAAAUCCCUUCAUUUAUACCCUAAGGAACAAACAAGUGAUUCAAGCCUUUAAGGACUUAGUCCAAAAGAUCACAAAUCAUUGA
Messenger RNA from Antechinus flavipes (yellow-footed antechinus), 927 nucleotides. RefSeq names its product olfactory receptor 2AP1-like. The record is from RefSeq and is a predicted model, not a curated record. Gene Ontology annotation, cellular component: membrane. Gene Ontology annotation, biological process: G protein-coupled receptor signaling pathway. The coding region runs from base 1 to 927 and encodes 308 amino acids. The transcript has a single exon. Lineage: Eukaryota; Metazoa; Chordata; Mammalia; Dasyuromorphia; Dasyuridae. Gene Ontology annotation, molecular function: olfactory receptor activity; G protein-coupled receptor activity.